CACUCUAGAGCCAGGUAAUACAAAGGUUCGUUGAAAUACACUUGUUUCGACUCUUUCUUAGAAAUUAUGUUGAUAAACGUGUUAUAUAGAGAAACACAGUGGAACAUUUAGGGUAGUGUUAAACUCAUUGUAACGAUUGCAAGUGUCACCACUUCAUCACUGUAAGGAACUGGAGCAUCGUGGUGGUCAACAAUAUGACGAGCAACAACUUUAUAGUUUGCUUUGCAGUCGCCGUUGCAGUCAUCAGUCAACAGAUUUAUGCUGCAUCAGCUCAAGGCGUUCCGAAUAAACCCAGGGCUAUUGGUGCUAAAGCUAUAAUGUUAUCAACUACGAUUACACUGAGCGUAUUUGACGAAGAAAAAGAGGCGACACAUUACAGAGCAGUGCACAUAAUAGAUCAGAACACUGUGAACGAUGAAACCAUGUUCCCUCGUACAGAAGGAUACACAUACAAAAGUAUCAAAGAUUUGAUCCCAUCCAGGUUUUAUACAUUCUGUGUGUAUUCCGUAAAAAGGACUGGUGAGCUAUAUCUGAACAGUACCACUUGUACAAAUUCAACACCAGUGAUAGAAACUGGCCCUGGUCCAAUUACAAACUUCAGUAUCAGCGAUGUUACCGAAACAUCUAUGGUAGUUGAAUGGGAAGAACUCAAAAGACUAGCAACGAAACUGUCAGUGUCUUACCAGAAGUAUGAAGCAAAUCCCACUCUCAUUGCUAUAGAUGUUAAUAAUAGGAACGAAAGUCAUAUCAACUUAACAGGACUGCACGCGGGUGCUAGGUAUAAUGUUAGGAUUGAAGUUACGUAUGUAAACUACAGCGUUGUUGAAUCGUCACCCAUAAAGGAUGCAAUAACAAGACCAUAUCCCCCAAGGGACGUGAAGGG
Messenger RNA from Owenia fusiformis, 883 nucleotides. Lineage: Eukaryota; Metazoa; Annelida; Polychaeta; Sabellida; Oweniidae. The record is from the annotation of a GenBank genome assembly.